UCGAUUUCUACGGAGAAACUGGACGUAAGAUAAUUUCAAGUGAAACGGUCACAGGAGGUAAGAUAAUUUCAAGUGAAAAGAAAUCUGUCCCACUUUCUUCAAGGGUAGAAUUGAAUAUCAUGGCAUCAUCAUCCAAGAAAAUCAAACUUUACGCAAACAAUCCACCGCGAAUUAGUAAAGAAGAUCUCAUGAUCAUCGCACUCUGGAUGGAAGAUUUUGUCACCCAUGAAGAAGCUGAAAUCGAUGAGAAUAUUAACCAAGUUGGGGCAGUAUUAGUGUCUGCUGACGACAUGAUAUACGCAGCUGACUGUUCACGAGAGGGAGUUCAUGCAGUUGCUAGACUAUUGAUAAAACAUCCAGAAAAAGCGAAAGGCUCCAAAAUCUUCAUGUCUCGAAAACCUUGCCAUCUUUGUGCGAAACUUCUCGUUCAAACAGAGGUUCAACGCGUUUUAUCUUCCCUUUAUCCAGAGUAUUAUGUUUCAUCCAACGAAAGUAAAAUCGACGAAGUCGAUGAGAUGUUUAAGUCAAGCUCAAUCUCUGCAUCAUUGUUUGUGUUUGAUAUAAAAAAGAGCGUCCUUGAACACGAAAAACUAAACAGGCGUUCGUUGAGGAAAUGUGAUAUUAAUCGCAAUAAAAGUCGCAUUAAAAGAAAGUUUAAGCUUAAUCAAUGGAAAUCAGAUUGGCUCGCCAAGAAGCGUGGAGAGCCGUGUGCAAAAAUCAAACGCGAGCUUCCCUGGCCAAUAUUUGAUUUUGGAAUUUGCCGAAGCGUCAAAAAUCAGUUCGACGAUGCAAUAGAAUGGAUGGCAAGGGUAAUUGAUGCGAGUGGAAGGUCUUUAAAAGGCAAUUUCCGGUACUGUCCUCUUUUGCCAAAGGACAUUGAAUUUAGCUCUACAAGUGAAACGCAACCAUUGAGUAAUUUCGACCCUACAAAGGAGAGCUGUCAACAGAAAGCUAAUCAUUUAAUGAUUCUUGCAAGUUUUCUUACUCGACGUACAGAUGAUCCAAAAACAGGAGUGGGGGCCGUGAUUGUAAACUCAAAGAUGGAUAUCCUCUCGUUUGGUUGGAAUGGAUUCCCACGAAGAGCUGUUUAUGGUGAGUUUGGAAGAGGAUCGAACAGCGAUAAAGGUGUCAAGUCGAAGAUUCCCUACGUAUUACAUGCCGAGCAAAAUGCUUUGCUCAUGCGUAAUGGUCAAAACGUGAAAGAUGCGAUCCUUUUUGUAACAAAGCAACCGUGUAACGAAUGCACACCAUUGUUAGCGAUGGAAGGAAUCAAAACAGUUGUGGUGGGCGAAGAAGUUAAAGAAGAUCUACCACAAAAACGAUUAGGGUAUGACAAGUUUAUACAAAAAUUGAAAGAUAAAGAGUUUGUAUGCUUUGAAUCUUAUUAAAGAGAUUCAAAGCAAGAUCGUUGAGGAAAACGUAAGAAUCAGAGUAAAGGCUAGCGUAAAAGCAGUAAAACAAAGAUUUUUUCAAAUCAAUCGGUUAAUUCAUCUCACUUGGGUUAUUUCUCAGCAUUUUGUGUUUACUAUUCUUCUUUUUACCUAUGAAUAUGUGAAUAUUAAAGCCCAGCAAAGUGCUUUUAAAGAGCCAUUUAAUACAAAAAUAACGUAUAAAAGAAAUAUCUAUUUAGAAGCGUAACGUUUCUUUUUGACACUCAAGACAUCAUCAGACAGUAUUAAAUUACAAGUAUAGAGGGAUGUAUAUAUAAUAGUUAUUUACAUAAUAUUAAAUCAUAAUAUUAAAUAA
This is a messenger RNA of Xenia sp. Carnegie-2017, 1746 nucleotides long. Its product is annotated as cytidine and dCMP deaminase domain-containing protein 1-like. NCBI's taxonomy places the organism in Eukaryota, Metazoa, Cnidaria, Anthozoa, Malacalcyonacea, Xeniidae. The record is from RefSeq and is a predicted model, not a curated record. Gene Ontology annotation, cellular component: cytoplasm. Gene Ontology annotation, biological process: dTMP biosynthetic process; dUMP biosynthetic process. Gene Ontology annotation, molecular function: dCMP deaminase activity; zinc ion binding.